Messenger RNA from Cylas formicarius (sweet potato weevil), 7047 nucleotides. Its product is annotated as probable cationic amino acid transporter. Gene Ontology annotation, biological process: transmembrane transport; amino acid transport. NCBI's taxonomy places the organism in Eukaryota, Metazoa, Arthropoda, Insecta, Coleoptera, Brentidae. Gene Ontology annotation, molecular function: amino acid transmembrane transporter activity. The transcript is spliced from 14 exons. The coding region runs from base 231 to 2795 and encodes 854 amino acids. The record is from RefSeq and is a predicted model, not a curated record. Gene Ontology annotation, cellular component: plasma membrane.
GUAACGCAACCCCUAUCUCGAAUUUAUUUUUUUUUUCGUCCACUGAAAUAAAAAAACUCGUGAGUGUGAGUGUGAUCCGAAGCUGCGGUAGCGAUGCCUCAAGGCUGUCAUGAACUGACGCCACCCGAUCUCUGAAUGGUGUGAGUUGUGGUUGUGGCUGAUGUGAUUAGCGAUAGAAAUAGAAGUUGUAAGUUGACGAGCGUCAAAUUGUUCUCUCCAGAAAAAAUAGGAUGAAGCUGGAUCAAAUUUUGCCUUCUGAUCGGGACAAACUUCGAAGAGAUGGUCUGGUGUUGUUUAGUAAACUUAUAAGGACGAAAAACGUAGAGGGAUUGCAAGAACAGAGACAAGACAGAACUGACGAUAAGAAACAAAAACUUACGAAAUGCCUGACAACAUUGGAUUUAACGUCACUUGGUGUCGGCAGUUGCGUGGGUACCGGUAUGUACCUCGUUGCAGGUAUGGUGGCAAAAAAUUGGGCGGGCCCAGGCGUAAUUAUCAGUUUCAUCAUUGCCGCCAUAGCUAGCAUAUUUUCGGGGGCGUGUUACGCAGAAUUUGGUGUUCGAGUCCCUCACACGACGGGAUCGGCCUAUAUGUACUCGUACGUUACAGUAGGUGAAUUCGUAGCCUUCAUUAUAGGAUGGAACAUGAUCUUAGAAUAUUUAAUAGGCACGAGCGCGUGCGCGUGCGCGCUCAGCGCCUGCUUUGAUGCGCUUUCGAACAAAGCGAUUACGGAAGCGAUGCACACAAGCGUCGGGGAUUUUUUCGGACGAGAUCCCGACUAUUUAGCGUUCGUUAUAACCCUUUUUAUGACGGUGGUGCUGGUCGCCGGCGUCAAGAAAUCCCUGAUAUUCAACAACAUCCUCAACGUUAUCAACUUUUCCGUAUGGGUUUUUAUUAUGACUGCGGGAUUAUUUUAUGUUAACACGGAUAACUGGAGUAAACACGGGGGGUUUUUGGCACAAGGCUGGCCAGGGGUCUUUACCGGUGCUGCGACCUGUUUCUACGCCUUCAUAGGUUUCGAUAUAAUCGCUACCACAGGCGAGGAAGCAGCGACUCCCAAGAGGUCGAUACCAUUGGCGAUAAUCUGUAGUCUUGGGAUUAUCCUUAUAGCCUACGUAACCAGUUCUAUGAUGAUAACCCUAAUAGUACCAUGGAAAGAAGUGGAUCAGGAUUCAGCUUUAGUCGAGAUGUUUGGUUACGUGGGAGCAUAUAGGUGUAAAUAUAUCGUCGCGGUAGGUGCACUAGCUGGACUAACAGUAUCAAUGUUCGGCUCGAUGUUUCCGAUGCCCAGAAUUAUCUACGCCAUGGCCCAAGACGGGCUAAUUUUUAAGAUAUUUUCCCAAGUAUGGCCGAGCACGGGAACGCCAGCUCUGGCCACAUUUUGUAGCGGGUUAGCUGCUGCAUUAGCAGCACUUUUUAUACGAUUAGAAAUACUUGUCGAAAUGAUGUCUAUAGGAACACUCCUCGCAUACACCUUAGUAUCAACAUGCGUUUUAAUUCUCCGUUACCAACCGCAUUCUACCAAUUUGGUGGAACUUCUUCCUCAGAGUCUUAGAACACCUCUAAGAGGUUCACCGACUAAGGAUGGCAUCCAACAAAAUCCAAAUGGUGUGAGGCACCUUUACGGCAAUCAACUAGAACCAGACGCCUUGAAGCAAGCCAUCGACGCCACAUUAGGUCCUCCUGGUGCACCCACCCCUUCACCAUCGCCGCUACCCACUCAGUCUACGCAAAGAGUGAUGGUGAGAAGAGUAACGAGGAGUUCCCCAGACAGCGACGAUACUUUUGGUGGCGACGAACCAGAAGAGGAUUUUUCCAUGAGGGACGAUCAGUUUUUGGUGUCGGAUAGAACCGAAAACAAAUUUUACGGAACACUUCAUGGAGCUGGAAGCGCUACUAGUACGGGAGGUGUGGUAGGAUCGACCGUUGGUCCGAGUCUUGGUUAUAUCGGACGUAGAUUGCAGGCAGCCACGUAUUUGUGCCCAUCAAUAUUUCCGUGGGUCGAUACCGGACCGGCGACAGAAGAGUCCGGAAUGUUCGUCAUGAAGAUGGUGGGAAUCCUGUACCUGUUGAUUAUUAUUUUCGAUUUAAUCAUAGUGUACGGGAUUGAUAACAUGAACACAGCGACGAGCAUUUUCAUGUGCCUCUUUCUGUUAAGUAUCGUCGCGCUGCUAUUGGUUAUUUCGAGAAAGCCCCAAAAUAGAAGCACAAUUUUGUUUAUGACUCCCGGCCUACCUUUCGUUCCGGCCAUAGCGAUAACUGUGAAUAUCUACUUAAUACUAAAACUAUCGAAACUCACCCUUGUUCGAUUCACCAUAUGGAUGACACUGGGAUUUAUCAUGUAUUUCUACUACGGAAUCAAAAAUAGUACGUUGGAGGAACAGCCAGACGCGGACGGCAACAUCGAACUGACCGUAACUGAUCACGAAAAAGCCAAGUUCAAUAACAGCACUUCGCCCUACAAUGCUGAUCAAAACAUUUUCAGUCAGGAUCAACCGACUUACGAUUGGAAUCCGAACACCACCUGGGAUCACCAACCUUCCUGGGCCUUGCCCCCUCAACCCCAAGCCAACUCUUGGGGCCAACAGCAGUACCAAGUGGAACAACAAUACAACGUAGAAACCAAUAACACGAGGUCCGUGAUAAGCAACAUUGCCAAAUCCACGAACCCUUUUAACAGUGGCGUCGGCGAGAAGACUACAGCUGAAGUGACGAAAAGAGGUACGGUCGCUCCUGCGGCGGGAGGAAGUAUGUUCGUUAGCGACCCAUUGGCGUUCGCUAAUUGGGACGACUAGUCGCUGAAGAUGUCCCCACGUUUUGUUGUUGAAUAAUUUUAGAUAAUAAAGUUUGAAACGGUUUGCGGUUUUGGAGGUGUGGUACCCGUAAAAGGGACGACAAUUUAUCCGAUGUUACGCACAUUAUUUAACUGUUCCCUGUAUAGUGUUGAUAACCUUCCAAGUCUCUUUUUUUUCAAUAAAUCGCCAUAUUUCCGUAAAAUAGGUUUGAAAAACUUCCCUCAUGCGUCUCAAAAUAACAGACAUGAUUUAAUAAUUAUAGUAAUGAGCGUACAGAGAAAGUGAGAUUAUUUUAGAAAAUAUAUUCCGGCACAGAUUGGUUAAAUCGAGCUGUGUAUGAAAAAAUUUAUUGAAAUUACUACUUAGAUAGGGUAUCUAAUUUUAGAAGACAUAUAACACUGCAACAUUUAUUAUAGAAUUGUAAGAUAAGGUACAGGGUGAUCCGUAAUUGUGAAUGAUCCAACCCAAUAAUAGUAGUGCACACACUUUGUGGCCAUAUAGAUAUUGAUGCUUAAAAGCAACGUUAAUAUAUAAAAAAAAGUGCUUCACUAAGGAGAAAUCAAAUAAAGUGUAAUUCCACAAACACUGAUUUUUGAUGAAAAAAAUUUGAUCCUAAUUAUCAUAUAUAUUUGAAAAUAGAGAAAAAAAAAAGAUUGGACUAAAAUAAUCCACAUACUUGCGGAUACGCGUUUCUCCUAUUAAAAUAAAAAAAAAAUAGUAUCUUAAAAAUUACUGAAAAUCUAAACCCAAAUUUGUGAUAAAAUACAAUUACGGACCACGCUAAUGUUAGCCGUUCUAGUGAUUCUUACAUAUUUUUGCGUAGACAGUAAAGUUUGAGUUUGACCUGGGUUUCCUUAAAAUGAUAGAAAGUGCCAAAAUUUCGACAUUUAUAAUAAGUAAUUGAGUGAAACAAAAUUCUAAAUCGCCUAAAAUAUCUAUUUGUUAAGGGAAUAUGUAAUCAUUGCAGGACUGUAUAAAAGUAUUGCGACAAAACUAAUAACAUAUCACAAGCAAAAUAUUUUAAAUGAUUUGCCUUAACAAUAAUAUUGCAGGGCUCCUGGCAUAGAGUCGCCUCAAAAAUUGAAGUUAGCAUUUUUUUAAGCUUUAUUUGUACUCGAUAUUUGUAUUUGAUAGUCCCCGCACGUUUUUAAAGCAGUAUUUCAAUUUCGAUGCCUAUAUUAUACCAAAGUUGGUAAGUGUGAGAUUGAAGAAGCAUAUUUUCAAAAUUCAUGCUCGAUUUUUGUGUUUGUUACACCCUGGCCACAUGUUUUAGAUGAGGCGCUUACGUAGGGCGUUCACGAAGAGAAAAAGCAAAAAAAAAGUAAUUGCGAUCAUCCUGCGUAAGAAUUUUAAAAAUAUUGUGAUACUAAUUUAAAAGAAUGGGUCUCAGUAGUUUUAGCUUUAGUUGUACGUAUAAAUUUUAGAAAUAGUGUUGAAAUAAAAAAUAUACCAAUAACUUUUACAGGGUAGAUCCCAAAAUGCACAUAACAUCUCUUGGUUGGAACUCAACUGUCAAUGAAAACAAAUAAUAAAAUAUUUAUCAGAUGUCAGGCCUAAUUUUCAUGUUUUCAUUCAAAAGUAUGUUAAGAAUAGAAACUAACGAGAUAACCUAUGAUGAUUUAUCUCAAUCUACCCAUAUAUUGCACAGACGGUUUUGAUCUUUUUAAUAUACUUUGCGCAUAUAUUCAAAUUUAGAACAAUUAGUGCUUUGAGAAAUACGAGAUGUUACAUUCAAUUUUCAGUCUUUCUAUAAAUAAGGUAAGGUAAGGUUGUAUUACGUUACAUGAAGCUAUGGGUGUUUUGGUUGUGUAGUAGUUAUGUAGUACGUAUUAAUGAAUAUUCGACACUGACGUGGUGCAAGGUAUUUUAAGGGUCUUUUGUGAGGUUUUGAAAAGGUUCCCAAUUUUAAAAAGUGCAAUCCGUAAGGGUCUUCUAAAAUUAUUGCUGGGAAAUAUUCUUUAAACUUAGUUGACUAUUAAAAAGUACAAAUGAUAAAAAAGGCCGGCGGACGCUUGUUCCACAAAUUACAGCACCUGCCAUGUUUAUAAUCAAAUUUUAAAAAUAUCCCCUCCAACUGUUAGAAAUACUAGAAGAUUGUCGAACAUUGCCCUUAAUUUUUGUUUACACAAAGUUUAGAGUUGAUGUUUCAGUACCCGUUAUCAAGUGCACACUAAUUGUAAUUCUAAGGCUUAUAUACUAGACUACAAAGACUACGGAGUCGGGCACAGCCAAGCGUUAAGUUUUCAGCUACGAACCUUUUGGAAAUACACCGCAACAAUACUGGCAUUUUUACUGAAUCCUUGUCUAUCACCUUCAAGCAAUACCACUGUUAGAACUCACCAACAAAUUGAGUUUGACUGUUGUUACACUAUAUAUAUUUACGUUAUCGUGGCCGAAUAAUGUCUACCUACAUACUGUAAACAGUAUACUCAGCAAUAAGGUAUAGACCAAAAUGACAAGUGAUUAAUACAAUAAUUCCACCUGUUAAAAUUUGGGACCUUUUGAAAUCAUGAAGUCUCCGAGUAUUUACACAAAACUUCCUAAAAUCUAUUACUUGUUAAAGUGUUAUGUCCUGCGUAUAACCACAUAAAGCCUAUACAUAUUACACCAUGUGACGGUUCCGGUCUUCGGCACAAAAAUUAAUUUUAUAAUUUGACUGACAGAUUAAAUAUUACAGCAAAAUUGCACAACAAUGGUUUUUUGAUAUCUUAGAUCGUUUUGACAUAUAGAUGCUUCUGGUAAACGGUUACAGAUUGAAUAGGUAUCAUUCAAAACCAUAUUAUACCUAGCAAAAUGUUCUGUGGGAGGCGGAUCUUGAUGCUGAUGCUGUACGGCUUGUGAUUUUAUCAAACAUAAUAAACACAAUAUUUAAAUUGUUCUAGUAGAAAAACACGAGAUCUCAAUAGGAAAACUUAACUAAAUACUAUUUAUAAAGACUCUCUGAAAGCGCGAUGUGAAGAUCUUGGGAAAAUCCAGUAGACGUUGAAAGGUAAAAAAAUAGUAAUAAACGGAUUUUUAGUUAAACGGAAAUUUUCUUUCUAUUUUUAUAAUUGUAUAGAAAUCGACGACACGCCUUUUUGUAAAUACACGAGAACUCAGAGUUAUACAUACAUACGAGUUUAUCAAAUGUUUGAUCGUAUAUUCACUUAAUUUAAACGUCAUCAGUGCCUGUAUCUCUAGAAGUAUUUGGUUUAUGAUAACAGCAAGUGUAUCCAAAAGUAACAAAUGCAAAUAUCAAGUGGGAUUUGAAUCAAUCUAAAUAAAAACGUUAAUGUAUUCGAAUUCUCAGAGAAAUGGGGCUCCGAUUAUCAUUUUUCUAAAUUCAAAGAUACAAGAAACUAAGCGUUUUCACCAGUAUAUAAAUUGACUAAUUGACUAAACAUAGAGCGGCACAUUUCUACUUCUUUCUAUAACAUUAUGUCUAUAGUAUCUUAUAUUUUACAACUAAAGAUAUGCAACAUUUAAACAGUUUUACUUUUGGAUCGCUUAGUUGCCUAUAAAACUUUGAAACAGGAAGAACCUUAAAUUGUUAUAUUUUUAAAUGAUACUAUAUAUAAAUGUAUUAGUAGUUAGGACUCAGUACCAAUGUGAAAAUUCUCGACAAAAUUGUAUCUUGCUCUUUAUAAUCCGUAGAAUAAAUUUGUUGUGUAAACUGCGUCUCUGUCGGCAUUGUAUCAUGUUUGUAUUAUACACCAGCUAAGAUAUGUCAUAGCGUAAUUUUUUUCAAAUUUAACCGAAAUUAAUUAUAUAAAUUAAAAUUUUAUCUGCAAAAGUUAUAUCGACAGUAGCUCUUUUUUGAAAAAAAAAUGCGCUUUGUGGUUUUUGAAAAAUAAGUGUAUGUGUAGACAGUUUAGAAGCACUUUCUAAUUCAACAAGUAGCGUGUGCAACGAAAACAAAUGCGUUUAGUCUCUACAUAUUUUAUUAAUCUGAUUAUGGUUUGUUUUUCCUUAAAAUAACUUGUAUAAUAAUUGACUUAUAGUGAUAUAGGUAUAUAUUUCUUGGUGUUACUUCUUCCGAUGAUAUUACACUAGAUAAGUUUUAGAUAACUCAAAAUGUUAAUAAAUAUCAUUAUUCAUUGGAAAUAAAGUUGGGAAAAAUCGAAAUAUUUUAUUUCUCGUCAACUACGUAAGAUUUGUUUGCCUGGGGCUUAGAUAAAAUGGUUCGUUACGGUUCUGUCCAAAAAUGUUUCCGAAAGUAGGCAACCAGAAAUAUAUAUGCAUGGAAGAAAUCCAAUAAAAAUCCCUGUAAACC